AUGCAUAUACAGAUUCAGGUGUUGACAAAUCAGCUCGCCAAGAUUCAGGCUGCACCAGCAGCAGAACCUAUGGCUGAGCAAAAGUUCAACAAAAAAGUCAAGAUUAUCGCUGACCCUGGUGCUUUUGAAGGAGACUGGGCUCAAUUUGCCGAAUGGUGGAUCAAGCUCCAAAUUUGGAUUAAAGCGAACUGGGACGUAAUGCAAGAGUGCUACACCGCGGGAGUGUGGCCUACCUGGGAUGAUCUCAAAGUCAAGAUCAAAAAAUACUUCAAACCGCAAGCUGAGCAUAACUGGGCACAUCAGCAAAUCCAUACCUUCAAACAAGGAAAUAUGAGGACAGAUGACUUCGUUACCUGGUUCCUGGCCCUCUCCAUCCAAGGGGGUUUGGUAAAUGAACAUGCAGUGGAGCUGUUGGAGCGCAAUGUGAACCCCCACAUUGCAGAACAACUUUACAUACAAGAUAUGUGGCACGAGAACCUUGCAGCAGCUGCUGAGGAGGUUCAAAAAUUUGGUAGGGCCAUAGAGCUCUACGCUAUGCAAUUUGGUGGCAGAUCCACCACCAAAAACAAUCAUUCCCAGAGGAGCCCUGGGUCAUCAAACCAAAAAAAACAUAUAUAG
Messenger RNA from Serpula lacrymans var. lacrymans S7.9, 618 nucleotides. RefSeq lists its product as uncharacterized. The coding region runs from base 1 to 618 and encodes 205 amino acids. NCBI's taxonomy places the organism in Eukaryota, Fungi, Basidiomycota, Agaricomycetes, Boletales, Serpulaceae. The record is from RefSeq and is a predicted model, not a curated record. The transcript has 2 exons.